AUGUUCCCCAAGGGAGACACCAGCCCAGCUGAAGACAGUACUGAGCCAGCAUCUCCCCAAUGUUCGCUCACAGAAUUAUAUGCAUUUGUUGAGAACUUCAGUAAGAAGAGCAAGAAAUUGAAUCUCUUAAAAACAUGCGGUAUUUCACUUGAUGAAGCACAGAAAUUGCUUACUAAAAACCUGGACGCCAUGUCCUUCGCCAGGGGCGCUGUCAUGGGGAGAGAAGAUCCCCAACCUGUUUUCAUGUGCACAAUGGUUAAAAAGGAGGAGCAGAAGCAGCCAGAGUCCAUGGCGGACCUCCUGCACCGCAGCCUGCUGGGCGGCUGGGAGUUGCCAGUGGAGAGGCUCUGCCGGUCCCAGCAGAGGCUGUGGCAGUGUGGAAUCCCCGCGCCCGCGCACACCUUUCCUUAUGACAUUCUCAAGGAUCAUUCGAAGGAUAUGUCCCGGUUCGCCAACCUGAAGAAGAUUCAGAGCACCAGAGUCUCAUGCAGGCUAGGCCUUCCCAAGGCCAGCUCAGGAAAGUUCACCUGCGAAGACAGAGUUCCUAAACACAUCUUAGUUGACUCAGAAAAGCAAUUCUUGGAUCUAAAGGAUCUGGAAUGGAGAUACUUUAAGGGGAUUACAAAAUGGAAGCACACUACAAAGCCUUCAUUCCUAGACAUAAAAUACGACACUGAGAAGAGGUUUGUAGAGAGCCAGGACAUGCCUGGUGUCAUUUUCCCCCCUAUAGUUCGUAAAUCAGUAGUUAUUUAUCCUCAAAUCGAUUAUCAAAAAGAAGGAACUUAUUCUCUUAAAUGGGAUAUGUAG
This is a messenger RNA of Lemur catta (Ring-tailed lemur), 807 nucleotides long. RefSeq names its product chromosome 10 C9orf153 homolog (gene C10H9orf153). Lineage: Eukaryota; Metazoa; Chordata; Mammalia; Primates; Lemuridae. Bases 1 to 807 code for a protein of 268 amino acids. The transcript has 3 exons. The record is from RefSeq and is a predicted model, not a curated record.